UCGGCCUCAGUCCGGCCCGAAGUAUGGCCGGCGUCAGCUUCAGCGGCCACCGUCUGGAGCUGCUGGCUGCUUACGAGGAGGUGAUUCGCGAGGAGAGCGCGGCCGACUGGGCUCUGUACACAUAUGAGGAUGGCUCAGAUGACCUCAAGCUUGCAGCAUCAGGAGAAGGGGGCUUACAGGAGCUCUCUGGCCACUUCGAGAACCAGAAGGUGAUGUACGGCUUCUGCAGCGUCAAGGACUCCCAGGCUGCUCUGCCUAAAUACGUGCUCAUCAACUGGGUUGGUGAAGACGUGCCUGAUGCCCGCAAGUGUGCUUGUGCCAGCCAUGUGGCUAAGGUGGCUGAGUUCUUUCAGGGCGUCGAUGUAAUCGUGAAUGCCAGCAGUGUGGAAGACAUUGAUGCCGGCGCCAUCGGGCAACGGCUCUCCAACGGGCUGGCGCGGCUCUCCAGCCCCGUGCUGCACCGGCUGCGGCUGCGGGAGGAUGAGAAUGCCGAGCCUGUGGGCACCACCUACCAGAAGACUGACGCGGCUGUGGAGAUGAAGCGAAUUAACCGUGAGCAGUUCUGGGAGCAGGCCAAGAAGGAGGAGGAGCUGAGGAAGGAGGAGGAACGGAAGAAGGCCCUGGAUGAGAGACUCAGGUUUGAGCAAGAGCGGAUGGAGCAGGAGCGGCAGGAGCAGGAGGAGCGUGAGCGGCGCUACCGGGAGCGAGAACAACAGAUCGAGGAACACAGGAGGAAACAGCAGACUUUAGAAGCUGAAGAGGCCAAGAGGCGGUUGAAGGAGCAGUCUAUCUUCGGUGACCAGCAGGAUGCAGAGGAAGAGACCCAGAUGAAGAAGUCAGAAUCGGAGGUAGAGGAGGCAGCGGCCAUCAUUGCCCAGCGGCCUGACAACCCACGGGAGUUUUUCAAGCAGCAGGAACGAGUUGCAUCAGCCUCUGUAGGCAGCUGUGAUGUGCCCUCACCCUUCAACCACCGACCAGGUCGUCCGUACUGCCCUUUCAUUAAGGCAUCGGACAGUGGGCCUUCCUCCUCCUCCUCUUCCUCCUCCUCCCCUCCACGGACUCCCUUUCCCUAUAUCACCUGUCACCGCACCCCAAACCUCUCUUCCUCCCUCCCAUGCAGCCACCUGGACAGCCACCGGAGAAUGGCGCCCACUCCCAUCCCUGCCCGGAGCCCAUCUGACUACUCCAGCACAGCCUCCACCCCUGUCUCUGAGCAGAUCGAGCGGGCCCUGGAUGAGGUCACGUCCUCGCAGCCUCCACCACUGCCACCGCCACCCCCACCAGCCCAAGAGACCCAGGAGCCUAGCCCCAGCCUGGACAGUGAAGAGAUCGUCAAGGAGGCCAGAGCAGCAACCCCUCAGGCCUGGGCCAGCCCCUUGGAGGAGACCCCUCAGGCUCGGGAGCCCACCCAAGGGCAAGCCAGCCCCACAGAGGACUUGAUGUUCAUGGAGUCUCCAGAGCAGGCUGUCCUGGCUGCCCCUGUGGAGUCUGCCACAGCUGACACCACUGCAGCCGACACCUCAGUAGCUGAUGCUGAUGCAGCUGACACCACUGAAACCACCGCUGCCACUGCUGACACCACCAUUGCCAACAACAUCACCCCUGCUGCUGCCAGCCUUAUUGACCUAUGGCCUGGCAAUGGGGAAGGGGUCUCUGCACCCCAGGCUGAGCCCAGGGCCCCCCCCUCACCCUCAGGUGCUGAAGUCACUCUGGCGGAAGUGCCCCUGCUGGAUGAGGUGGCUCAGGAGCCACUGCUGCCAGCGGGCGAAGGCUGUGCCAACCUUCUCAAUUUUGAUGAGCUGCCUGAGCCUCCAGCCACCUUCUGUGACCCAGAGGAGGAAGUAGUAGGGGAGCCCCUGGCUGUCCCCCAGGCCCCAGUUCUGCCUUCAGCUCUAGAGAACCUGGAGCAGGAGCAGGAGCCAGAACCAGAGCCAGAGCCUCACCUGCUGACCAAUGGUGAAACCAUCCAGAAGGAGGGGACACAGGCCAGUGAGGGGUACUUCAGUCAAUCACAGGAGGAGGAGUUUGCGCAAUCGGAAGAGCUGUGUGCAAAGGCUCCACCUCCUGUGUUCUACAACAAGCCUCCAGAAAUCGACAUCACCUGCUGGGAUGCAGACCCAGCACCAGAAGAGGAGGAGGGCUUUGAGGGUGGCGAUUAGUGGUGGUGCCCACCCUCAGGCUGCCCUCGCCAAGGGUGCCCACCCUUGCCAGCCUUUGGUCAGACGGCUCGCGGCCCGCCGCGCCUGCAUUUGCAGCAGCUCCGCCUGGCACCCACUUGGAUUCGGGCCCUGGCCAGGGACUUGGCCGCUUCCUUACCCACAGGGCCUGACUUUUACAGCUUUUCUCUCUCUUUUUUUUUAAAGUUGAUAGGAGACUUGUACAGUUGACUGGUUUUCCUCCCGUUGGUAGUUGAGACGCUGUUGCAAAUUCCACUCCCUCCCCACCAGUCCAGAUUGUAGCUCUUAGUCCUCUCUGCUCAGCUGGCCGGGGUGGAGGCCUCACCCUGCUUGGGGCCUGGCGUGGGGGGAGCUCUGGUGGGAAAAUGUCCCCCACCUUUUUUCCUAGUUUUAUGUUUUCUUGGAAAAAUAUCACUUUGUAUUCUCUGUCCAGGGCUUCAGAUAUUUUGCACGAAUUUUAAAACAUGGCAAUAAAUGGCUCGUGGGCUCUGGCUCCCUGGGACCCCCUCCCCGCCCUUCUCUUGGCCCCUCCCUGCCUGGCCCAAAGGAAGUAGCAGGCCCAGCUGGGGCCCCUCGGCUUCCCCGCCCUCUCCUGCCGGGCAGGUCCCAGGCUGGAGGCCCUAGGCGUGAUUCAGGUCAGGGCUAUGGAUGGGGCCCAGGAGCUUGGGUGGCCCUUCCCCAACUCCUUUCUCUUUGCUUGGGUUCCUUUUUCACAUUC
Cynocephalus volans (Philippine flying lemur) is the source of this 2895-nucleotide messenger RNA. It is a transcript of the gene DBN1, whose product is annotated as drebrin 1. The record is from RefSeq and is a predicted model, not a curated record. Gene Ontology annotation, biological process: positive regulation of dendritic spine morphogenesis; postsynaptic actin cytoskeleton organization; neuron projection morphogenesis. Gene Ontology annotation, cellular component: postsynaptic density; dendrite; site of polarized growth. NCBI's taxonomy places the organism in Eukaryota, Metazoa, Chordata, Mammalia, Dermoptera, Cynocephalidae. The coding region runs from base 24 to 2159 and encodes 711 amino acids. The transcript is spliced from 15 exons. Gene Ontology annotation, molecular function: actin filament binding.